AUGGUGAAAAAUUAUUUUUCCCUUCCGUCAAAGUAUCUUCCUUUUCGAUGGAGACGAGAAAGUUCAUUGAUCCCAAAUUCUAGUCAUGUAGUCAACAACAAUAGUGGCUCCUCUGGAAAGUUUCAAUCUCUAAUUCAAUGUUUGUUAGUUGAAUCCUUAAAGACAAAAGAACGAGAGCAAGUAGCAGCCACAAAACUAGAAAAAGUCAUCCGAGAGCUAAAAAGUAUGCCUGAAAAUCAAGAACAUGAGAUGCAUUUGGAACCUGAUGUUCCAAAUCAUGAUGGUUGUGAUGUUGAAAAUCCCAUUCCCUCAAAAUCCAAAGGUCGGCCAAAAGGAUCAAGACCAAAAGGUGGAGUUGAAGUUGCAAAGAAGCCACGUCGUUGCCAUGUUCCAAAUUGUGGUGAAUUUAAUCAUGACACACGAAAUUGUCCAAACAAAAAGAAAAAUCUCGAAUUGCCUUCUCAAUCUCCUAAUAAGAAACAUACUACGUGCAUUUUGCUACAUCAACUUAAUUUCUUCUUCUCAUUUUUCACUUUACAAAUUAUUUUCAUCAAUAUGGUUGAAAUAAAACACAAACCCUAUUUGUUGUUUCUUCUUGUUCUAGCUAUUGGAUUGUUUUCAUGUUCAGUUCAAUCCAUUAAGUUUGAUUUGUCAUCUGGAGGGGCUAGAUGCUUUAGUGAAGACGUCAAGAAAUAUGCAAUUAUAUUUGGCAAGUACUCUAUUGUUAGUCCCAACGAGGGUCACCCUGUGCACGAAAAUCACACCAUCACUGUUCGGGUGACUACACAAGGAGGUUCUUCCUCACAUCAUUUGGCAGAUCAUGUUCAAGCAGGACAAUUUGCAUUUGUGUCACAUGACAGUGGUGACUAUUUGGUAUGUUUCUGGGCAGAUGCAUCAAACAAUCCACAAGCAACACUCUCUAUUGAUUUUGAGUGGAAAACUGGUGUGGCAGGCAAGGAUUCAUUUAACAUUGCAAAGAGAAGCAAAAUCGAGAAAAUGACAUAUGAAGUACAACUUAUGCAAGAAACUGCCAAGUCCAUUAAGGAGGAAAUGUCUUAUCUUCUUCAACGAAAUGAAGAAAUGACCAAUGUCAAUUGGAUAACCGACAAUAGAAUGUUCUUGUUGAUUUUCGUUUCAUCUUUUGUUAGCUUCUCAAUGGCUGGGUUACAACUAUGGCACUUGAAGAGCUUUUUCAAGAAAAAUAAACUUCUAUAAAUUAAUUUAUAGUGUACUUAUAAUAUUUUUUUUCUUAUGUACUCUUU
Molecule: messenger RNA, 1262 nt
Organism: Trifolium pratense (red clover)
Lineage: Eukaryota; Viridiplantae; Streptophyta; Magnoliopsida; Fabales; Fabaceae
Product: transmembrane emp24 domain-containing protein p24delta9-like
Exons: 5
Coding region: 1-1215 (404 amino acids)
Biological process (GO): intracellular protein transport; endoplasmic reticulum to Golgi vesicle-mediated transport; Golgi organization
Cellular component (GO): endoplasmic reticulum; COPII-coated ER to Golgi transport vesicle; Golgi apparatus
Source: RefSeq, a predicted model, not a curated record